Molecule: messenger RNA, 1214 nt
Organism: Lactuca saligna
Lineage: Eukaryota; Viridiplantae; Streptophyta; Magnoliopsida; Asterales; Asteraceae
Source: the annotation of a GenBank genome assembly
AUGAUGGCUGUUCAAUGUAAUCCACUACCCCAAUUGCUCCACACAUUAAACAAAACAGUAAGGCAACACUUCACACCAUUAAUUUCGAACACCCGUCUCUUCUCGACUCGAAAAAAUCCAGCGUUCAUCACAUCCUACACCCCGAAGCUCUCAAACAGCAGAGGGAGUAACAGCGUUGUUUCCGCUUUAAUUUCCGAAGAGAAAGUUGCUGAAUCGAGUUUUUCCGGCAUUGAUGCAUUCCAGCUAACUUACUUGGAGGGCAAUAGCUGGUUAUGGGAGGUGGGUGGAGUGAAGAUUCUAGUUGAUCCAAUAUUGGUGGGUAAUUUGGAUUUCGGAAUACCUUUUCUUUAUGAUGCUAGCAAGAAAUAUUUGAAGAAUUUCAAGCUUACAGAUCUUCCUGAAAUCGAUUGCAUAUUAAUUACACAAAGCCUUGAUGAUCAUUGCCAUUUGAAGACAUUAAUUCCACUCUCUCAAAAAUUACCAAAUCUUAAAGUAAUCGCCACUCCAAAUGCAAAAACACUCUUGGAUCCUCUUUUCACCAAUGUCAUAUACUUAGAACCCGGCCAAGAUUCUAAAAUUGAAACAAAAAACGGUUCUCAUGUUAAAAUACGGGCUACUGCGGGGCCGGUUCUCGGUCCUCCUUGGCAACGCCCCGAAAAUGGGUACAUUGUGACUUCUCCACAAGGGCAGUUGAGUCUUUACUAUGAACCACAUUGUGUCUAUGACAAGGAGAUUAUUGGAAAGGAGAAGGCGGAUAUCGUCAUUACACCCGUCAUCAAGCAACUUUUACCGAGUUUUACUUUGGUUUCCGGACAAGAAGACGCUGUUUGUCUUGCGAAAUUGCUUCAUUCCAAAUUUGUGGUGCCAAUGAAAAAUGGAGAUCUUGAUAGUAAAGGUGUUCUUGCAAAUCUAGUUAGCUCGGAGGGAACUAUAGAAUCAUUCAAGGGUCUUUUAUUAAAGGAAUUACCGGAUGUAAAGGUACUAGAGCCUGUGCCUGGUGUACCCCUUAAUAUAUCAGCAUCUUAAUCUUUUUCAUAAUUGGUUUUGUAAAUAGAUUUUAUUCGUUAAUCAAUUAUAUCAAGUGCACAAACUAUAUUUUGUAUAGAUGUAAACUUUAAUGUAUGUAUUGCUGAAAAUUAGGGUUCUAAGACAGAAUAUUUGAACCACAAAAUAAGUUUCGAUCACAUCUAUCCCAUAAUAAUUUGAUUUUGGAA